Messenger RNA from Notodromas monacha, 1086 nucleotides. Lineage: Eukaryota; Metazoa; Arthropoda; Ostracoda; Podocopida; Cyprididae. The record is from the annotation of a GenBank genome assembly.
AGAAAUAAUCGCCCAUCUGCUGUGUCCCGAAGUGAUAUAUUUCUUGAGUCGAAGUGUGUAAACAAGUCUCAGGCGUGUGUACCGUUGCUUGUGUUGUGGAAUCCUUCACGUGCGGUGCGUUCUUCCGCAAACAAGGGGAAAAAGCAAGCCUGUUUUUUUUUUUUUUUCGUCGUGCGUGAGAAUCGCCUCAUGUCCCGGUUCCAGUACCCAUCGGAAGAGAUGGAUUCGCUCCGAGAGCAAGUGAUGAUCAACCAAUUCGUGAUGGCAGCCGGUUGUGCCCGGGACCAAGCCAAACAGAUCCUGCAGGCUGCUCAGUGGCAGUUUGAGACUGCGCUCAGCAUAUUCUUCUCCGAAGUGGCGAUCCCGUGCCCCAAAAGUCAACACCCCGCGAAGGUUUCCAGCAACCCUGGGUUCUCGGUGGGUGCGGGGUUCAUCUCGCGAGACACUUGCUUGUAUUGGCACCGGGUUGUUGACCCGGUGUGUCCGCGUGUAUGUGACCUCUUUCUAAAUCCUCGUCUAUCUGUUCCGUUUUCCGCUGAGAGUCCGCGUUUCUGGCCACCCAUGGUUGCUCAGCAAGUUAAAAGGUCAGCAUCGGUUAAUUCAGUGUCAUCAUUAGACUCUGUGGGACUUGAAGACGAUGGCGAUGAAUUUGAGGAGUUCCCAGCUGAUGACUAUGCGACAAAAUUGUCUCGGCAUGAUGAUGCUGGCGAUGAAGAAGAUGAUGAUGAUAGUGUCAAGGAAGGUCUGGUGAAGAAGAGCAUUUGGGAGGAUGAAUGGGAUGAUGAGUAUGUUGGUGAUGACUUUGCCAUCAUGCUCAAAAAGGACCAAGAGAAGAACCCGGCCCUUGCGCAGUCUCAUGGGGACAAAAAGCAGAAGAAGAGUCAAGUAAUGAAAAUGGAACAAAAGCAACAUCCCGCUACAAGUAACGAGGUCAAUGAAGCUACUGGGGAAGUGGUUGAUGUUGGCUUAAAGCCUCCCAGGGGUUCAAAGGAGAAAUCGUCAUCGAGGAAACCAUCCGUGGAUGAGAAGAAUACAGCAGCUGUGGCCAAGUCAAAGCCAUUGAGAAAACCAAGUGCCAAGAAAUGA